GUGACCUGCCGUGGGGACCCUGAGAUGGACCCACUGGACCCACUGGACCCGGGGCCCCUGGACCAGGACGCUCUGGACCUGGAGCUGCAGCUGCUCAGACAAGUCGCCCAAGCGUUGGUGGAUAACCCUGCAGAAGAUGGCCUCCUUGAAGUUCUGGCUGAAGAUUUCCCAGAUUACAUUCCAUCAGAUGAGGAGGAAGAGUCUGAGGGAGAUGGUCAGCAGUUAAUGGAGAGUGAUGAGGAAGAUGAGUCUGAGGAAGAUGGUCAGCAGUUAAUGGAGAGUGAUGAGGAAGAUGAGUCUGAGGAAGAUGGUCAGCAGUUAAUGGAGAGUGAUGAGGAAGAUGAGUCUGAGGAAGAUGGUCAACAGUUAAUGGAGAGUGAUGAGGAAGAUGACUCUGAGGAAGAUGGUCAGCAGUUAAUGGAGAGUGAUGAGGAAGAUGACUCUGAGGAAGAUGGUCAGCAGUUAAUGGAGAGUGAUGAGGAAGAUGACUCUGAGGAAGAUGGUCAGCAGUUAAUGGAGAGUGAUGAGGAAGAUGAGUCUGAGGAAGAGUUCUGGGGGGACUAUGUAAGUGUGGAUUCGGGCUAUUGCUCCCUGUCUGACCAUGAAGAGGAAUGAGACCUUUGAAGAGGGCGGUGAAGAUGGCGUCCGACCUAUCGUCCAGCAGCUUCCCGCCAGAGAACCAUUGGCAGGAAAUGGCGUCAUAUGCUGGCGCUGCUGUUGCUGCCGGCGCUCCUCUUGCUCUUCUCGCUGCUGCUCCUCAGCAACUGGUGGUUGGGCAGCCACAGGUCCACUCUCUGACAGGUUGCAAAAGUCUGCUCCCUUGGCCCCAGGCCUCAGAGAGCCAAGGAGAACAGGUAAGUACUGAGAGGCCCAGGGGGGAAUUUUGAGAGAAACCCAGAGGAGUCGGCAUCUUCAACGUCAGGCCCUGGAUCCCUCGGAGUCAGCAGAGACUUGUCUUUACAUCCUUUCGGAACCCUAAGAUGUGCUGAUGACAGCGGCUCCACAGUCUGAAAACCCUGUUUGCUGCAGGUUUGGAAAACAAACAUUCAUUUGGAAGAGCCAGUGAUGUCGCAGGUAGCCUUUUGUGUCUUAAAGUGGCCUUGGUAGCGUCUUGCACCAGGUCCCACUUCUAUCUGGUGGCUGGAUCAUCUCUUUGGCCCCUUGUGGUCUUGCCUCUGCGUCUGGCAAGGCUAUCAAAGCCUUUGGUAAAGUAGUAAUUGCUCAAUUUGAGUUGUUGCUUAUGGCAGGUAAGUAUCCAAAUCUAGUAAAGACGAGGUAGGUCAUCAAUUAUUAACCAAAGUGUUCUCUGCAUUUUAAUUUCACUUAUUUAAUAGCUCAGGGAUUAUUUCUCUUACUCACUCUCAUAUACUUUUCUUUAGAUUUCUUUAGAAACUGGAGCUACAACCAAACAAAGUUAAGGUGCAAGUCUCCAUAUGACUUUUUAUUACUCGAUUAGUGUUCCUGCUAUUUCAUAAUAGUCUAUGGGUUGAAUUGUGUCUCUGUUGUAUUACAGAGUCAAGUCUCUUUUUUUCUCGUGUUGUUUUCGACAGGUGGAGCCGUGAAGGGUGGAACACUUCCCCUCGUCCACACAAGAAGCGACUACGUGGAAGACUGAGACCCAAUGUCCAGGAUUUCCUCAACGACCAGAUGAGGAGGAUGGAUGACCACUAGAAGCUUAAAUUAAUUUAGCUUUGUUAUAUUCAAUAUACAGUAUGUUGCUGUAGACAAAUACAAUAUUUACUGUCCUGUGUUAACAAAGUCUAUAUAUUAUGUAAUAUAUUAUUUUAUUUAUUUUUCAUGUAUAUUGUGACUCAGUAAAACGUCUUGCCAAAUAAAUAUUGUCAAAAUUCUUCUUCAA
Scophthalmus maximus (turbot) is the source of this 1858-nucleotide messenger RNA. RefSeq names its product glutamic acid-rich protein-like. NCBI's taxonomy places the organism in Eukaryota, Metazoa, Chordata, Actinopteri, Pleuronectiformes, Scophthalmidae. The coding region runs from base 25 to 615 and encodes 196 amino acids. The transcript is spliced from 2 exons. The record is from RefSeq and is a predicted model, not a curated record.